GAACCAGCCGAACCAAGCCAAGUAGUAGUCGCAUAUGUUUGAGCAGUUCGCGUUCUUGCUCAGUGUUCAUCUUAUAAUCAUUCUUUUUAACAUUUUUCCGGUUCGGGUCUCUCGGUAAAAAUUUAAUGGCAGAAAAUAAAUUUUAAUUUAGCGUCAGGUGCGCGCUAGCCCGGCCAAAUGGCAAGGUACGGCUCCGAUCCCGGCGCUGUGCUUCAGGAACUUUUGAAGGCGGCCAGCGGCGAACUCCUCAUCAACACGCUCAAGUCCAUUGAUGGAGCGAAGGACUUGGUCAUUGAACCGGACCUCAUCCACCCGAUGGACCAGGUUGCGAGCGUGGGGCGCAUCAAGAGCCAGGGUGGCGUGGACAAGAUCUACAAGCUGGAGGCCAGAGGACCUACCUGCCCCAGCGGACGGUGCGUCUACCUGGUGCGUGCCACGGUGCCCAACGUCAAGCUGAUAGCGGACCACGUCAGCCUGGACAAACAGCGCCAGAGGCACUGCGCCUACCACAUUGUCUGCAUCCCCAGAGCGGUGCCCGUGUGCGAGCAGGUGCUGGAGAGCGAGGGCGUUCUGGGCUCGGUGCAGCUGCUUGACCUGCCCCUGGGGCUGAUCCCCCUGGACACGGACCUCUUCUCCCUCGAGCUGCCGGGCUUCUUCCCAAAGUUCUUCCUGGAAGGUGACUGCUCGUGGAACUUCCUGGUGGCCCAGUCGAUCCUGCAGCUGGAGCAGCUCUGUGGGCCCAUCACGGAGGUGUAUGGACAGGGGGCCUGCGCCCAGGGGGUGCUACGGCUGAUGAAGCUCUUCCCGAGCAACCCGGCCAAGGUCCAGCAGACUUCCCUGCCACGCAUCACUCACCUCUUCCUCUUUGACCGAGACGUGGACUACGCCAGCGUCCUGCUCACUCAGCUGACCUACGCUGGACUCCUGGACGAAUUCUUUGGCAUCAAGAGUGGGAAGGUGACCUUCGGCAAGGCAGUGACCGGCAAGGACCAGGAUGUGCGGCUCCCCGUCAACAGCUCGGACGUGGUCUUCCGGGACAUCCGGGACUGCCACUUCUCUAGCGUUUUUGCUCUCCUCAAGGACAAGGCCCAGCAUCUCCAGGCACGAUACGACGAGAGGCACGGCAUGAGCAUCGGGGACAUGAAGCGGUUUGUGGCCAACGAGCUCAAGUCGCUGCAGCAGCAGCACAACUCCCUGGCGCUCUACAUUGGCUCGUGCGAGGCCAUCAAGAGCUCCCAGACCAACUUCGAAGGGCAGCUGAGGACGGAGCACAACCUCCUGGAGGGUCUGGAAGUCAGGGAGGGGACCAACUUUAUCGAGGAGUGCAUCCACAGGCAGUACCCUGCGCUGAGCGUCCUACGGCUGUUGUGCCUGCUGUCCCUCACCCAAGACGGUAUCCCUGCCCGAGAGCUCAGGUCUCUCACCCAGCAGUUCCUCAACAGCUUUGGGGCCCACCACCUGUGCACCUUUCAUGGACUGCGUAGGCUGGGGUUGUGCCAGGAGCAGGGGGGUGGGGCUCCGGGAGGCCCCGCCCCCUCCCCUCUGGUAGUCGGGUCCCCCGCCCCCACCCUGGCAAGCAAGGUGGCAGCCGCCAUGGCAGCCCUGCCCAGGGGGACACGCUUCAAUGCCAUCACCAAGAGGCUGAACCUGAUUCCGGCUGAUGCUGGGGACAACUAUGACCUCAGGAGUCCCAAGGACCCUGGCUAUGUGUUCAGUGGCGCCUACGUUCCAAUCGCCUGCAGGCUCGUCGAACAGAUCAUGCAACGGGAAGGCAUCCAUGGCUAUGAGGACGCCCUCAAACUGCUUCCUGGGCCGACGUCAACGUUCACCCUUCCUCAGUCCAGGGGCGCCUCCAGAGAACCUCCUGGUCUGGUGCUGGUCUACUUCCUGGGUGGAGUCACCUUCGCCGAGGUGUCUGCACUUCGCCUGCUGGCCAGGCUCAAAGGUUAUCAGGUCCUUGUGGCGGCCACGGCUACUGUAAAUGGCAACACCCUGCUGGAAAGUGUGAUCCCUAAGGAGCACUGACAGCUGCCCUUGGAUGUGUCGCAUGGUCCUUACUCGCACAGUUAAUUCUUAAAGGCGCUACGCAAAUGAGUUGAGCAAGUAUUACGGGAAUGAAGAUGAGCGUGAAGUGCUUUUCCCAACACAAGUAGUAUUCGGCUUUCACGUUUUGCUCACUAAUGAUGAAUCACACGAGAGUGUGUUGGGAUGGGAGUUUAUGGUGGAAAUCUCCAGGAAAGUGUUCUUUCAGACCAUAAUAAAGGCAACAUGUUUUGGAGUUUAGCUAGGUUUUGUCAGCCUGGGCCGAUGCUAGUGUUGUACGGUGCCUAGCUGCAUUACGAAAGGUCUCAGUUAGACUGCAAGCACGUCGACUGGGACUCACACCUGCUACCUGCAAAUCCCUAUUAGUUUCUGUUGUCAAAUGGACUGGUGCUCUGGAGCUACCAACUCGGCAGGGUGAUGGUACAACAUCGUCAUACUGCAUCAAAUAAAAGUUAUUUUAACACAGAA
This is a messenger RNA of Ixodes scapularis (black-legged tick), 2511 nucleotides long. RefSeq names its product vacuolar protein sorting-associated protein 33B. The transcript is spliced from 19 exons. The record is from RefSeq and is a predicted model, not a curated record. The coding region runs from base 178 to 2025 and encodes 615 amino acids. Gene Ontology annotation, biological process: vesicle-mediated transport; intracellular protein transport. Gene Ontology annotation, cellular component: CORVET complex; lysosome. Lineage: Eukaryota; Metazoa; Arthropoda; Arachnida; Ixodida; Ixodidae.